Messenger RNA from Diatraea saccharalis (sugarcane borer), 543 nucleotides. Lineage: Eukaryota; Metazoa; Arthropoda; Insecta; Lepidoptera; Crambidae. The record is from the annotation of a GenBank genome assembly.
AUGACCUACGAGGAUGGCAUUACAUCCCACCGCCAGGCGCGGUCCACGGACGGGAGCCCCGCACGCGUAUCGUUGUUCCCGAUAUCGAGCAAUCCGGCGGGUUCAUCGAGCAAUCUGGCGGGAUCGUUGAGCAAAUCAGCGGGAACGCUGGCCAAUCCAACGGUAUCGCUGGCCAAACAGGCGGGUUCGAGAUCGUCGAGCAGCCGCACCAACACCUCAUUGAAGUCACCAGCGGCGGGUACGGACAGAGGCACCCGUCAGGCGGACGAUAUCCCCGUGUUCGAUCGCAACAAAGUCUCCCUGGACUUCCCGGGCAGUAUGUUUGGGCCUACACUGUCGCUCCUGAUUCGGACCACUAAGAUUGUCGGUGAUGUCAUACAGAACUCUGCGGUACGCUAUCAGACCUUCCUGCGUUUGUUCCGGCCGUUGUUCCGAGGACCUUUCGAGAUCAAAGGGCUGGAUCCUGCGACCACUACCACGACAACUACGACCACUACUACCGCUGCUCCAGCCAAAACGUCUGACAACGAAAUUAGACGUUAA